AUGAUUCCUAUUGGGUCUACUGAUAUUCAUGUCUUCUUUGAUUCUGAGGAUAAGAAAUCCCUUGUGUCUCUUAUAUAUAACGGAACGAUCAAUAAGUGGUCUAUAGGCCAUCUACCCGCUAUUAAAGAUUUUACUAAAGAUCCAAAGUCCGGUUUCUCUGCUGCGGCCUGGUUAAAUCCCUUAAUUAUCCGGGUAUUUUAUAUUAAUAAAGACCGACUUACCAGUGAGUGGACGUUAGAUGGCGGAUUGUGGAUUAAUAUAACUGAUACCUUGUCGACCAGUCUUGGAGCUGAGCCUUAUGGCCCUGUUGCGGCUUCUCGCAGUGUGAAUGGCUCGGGGAGAUACCUUGAAUAUUUCUAUACUGCAGAUGGGGCCUAG
Messenger RNA from Clonostachys rhizophaga, 378 nucleotides. Lineage: Eukaryota; Fungi; Ascomycota; Sordariomycetes; Hypocreales; Bionectriaceae. The record is from the annotation of a GenBank genome assembly.